This is a messenger RNA of Brienomyrus brachyistius, 2742 nucleotides long. RefSeq names its product polyribonucleotide nucleotidyltransferase 1, mitochondrial. Gene Ontology annotation, biological process: mitochondrial mRNA catabolic process; mitochondrial RNA 3'-end processing. Gene Ontology annotation, cellular component: mitochondrion; cytosol. Gene Ontology annotation, molecular function: RNA binding; polyribonucleotide nucleotidyltransferase activity; 3'-5'-RNA exonuclease activity. NCBI's taxonomy places the organism in Eukaryota, Metazoa, Chordata, Actinopteri, Osteoglossiformes, Mormyridae. The transcript is spliced from 28 exons. The record is from RefSeq and is a predicted model, not a curated record. Bases 41 to 2425 code for a protein of 794 amino acids.
GCACUUGAGAAACGUACUUCCGCACACGUGGGGAACAGAGAUGGCAGCCUGUAGGUUAUGCGGCAUCGGAAAGAUUAGACUGCUUUUUCAUCCCCCAAGAAUGCAAAAUGUUAGUUUUAAACUGAGAAACGCUGUAGGUGUUGGGUCGACGAUAACAAAGUUACAUCUACGGUCAUGUAGUGCUUGGAAUAAACACAGCAAAGUUAAAAAAGUAGAUGUGGACUUGGGGGAAAGAAAACUUGAAAUCUCGACUGGCAGACUGGCCAGGUUUGCUGAUGGAGCUGCAGUUGUUCAGCUUGGCAGUACCUCCGUGAUGGUGACGGCCGUCAGCAAAUCCAAGCCCACCUCGUUACAGUUUAUGCCGCUAGUCGUGGACUACAGGCAGAAAGCAGCAGCCGCAGGAAGGAUCCCCACAAACUACCUGCGCAGAGAAAUGGGCACAUCCGAUUCUGAGAUCCUUACCAGCAGGCUGAUUGAUCGAUCCAUCCGGCCCCUAUUUCCUGCUGGAUAUUUUUAUGACACACAGGUUCUAUGCAACCUGUUAGCUGUGGAUGGGGUGAAUAACCCAGAUGUCCUCGCCAUUAAUGGAGCAUCAGCUGCUCUUGCAGUCUCUGACAUCCCCUGGAAUGGGCCCAUUGGUGCGGUGCGCAUGGGCCUAGUGGAUGGGGAGUUUGUGGUGAACCCCACCCGUAAGGAGAUGGCCUCCAGCUUGCUAAACCUGGUGGUGGCCAGUGCACCCCAUAGUCAAGUAGUGAUGAUGGAGGCGGCAGCAGAGAAUGUGCUACAGCAGGACUUCUGCCACGCCAUCAAACUGGGAGUGAAGCAUGCACAGCAGAUCAUACUGGCCAUCCAGCAGCUCGUACGUGAGCUGAAAGUCACCAAGCGCACGCCCUCCAAGAUAUUCACUCCUGUCCCAGACAUGGUGGAGACCACUCGACAGUUCGCCUCGGAUAGGAUCUAUGCAGUUUUCACAGAUUAUUCCCAUGACAAAAUUUCCAGGGAUGAAGCCAUUAACAAAGUACGUUUAGAAGCAGAGGAACAGCUGAAAGAAAAAUAUCCCAACGCAGAGCCUUAUGAUGUAAUCGAAGCUUUCAAUACGGUUUCUAAGGAGAUAUUUCGCAAUUUAGUCCUCAAUGAAUACAAAAGGUGUGAUGGGAGAGAGCUGACUGCUCUGAGGGACAUUACGUGUGAGGUGGACAUUUUCAAGCCCCUUCAUGGAUCAGCACUGUUUCAGCGAGGACAGACACAGGUUCUUUGUACUGUGACAUUUGACUCUCUAGAAUCAAGCAUCAAAACUGACCUGAUCACCAUGGCUUUAAAUGGAGUGAAAGAGAAAAAUUUCAUGCUACACUAUGAGUUCCCACCCUAUGCUACAAAUGAGAUUGGAAAGAUGGGCGGAAUGAACCGGAGGGAGCUUGGCCAUGGCGCCUUGGCAGAAAAGGCCCUGAAGCCAGUCAUCCCCAAAGAUUUUCCUUUCACCGUAAGGGUGACAUCAGAGGUGUUGGAGUCUAAUGGAUCCUCGUCUAUGGCCUCGGUGUGUGGGGGGAGCUUGGCUCUGAUGGAUGCAGGUGUGCCCAUUUCAGCGCCCGUUGCUGGGGUCGCUGUUGGCCUCAUCAGCAAGGCCAACCUCGAGAAGCCGACUGAAAUUCAGGACUACAGACUUCUGACUGAUAUUCUGGGAAUUGAAGAUUACAAUGGAGAUAUGGAUUUCAAAAUGGCUGGUACAAACAAGGGCAUUACUGCCUUACAGGCCGAUGUAAAAAUCCCUGGCUUGCCCCUGAAAAUCGUCAUGGAGGCUAUUCAGCAAGCCACAGUGGCUAAGAGGGAGAUAUUGACUAUCAUGCACAAGACCAUCGCUAAACCGAGAGCGAGCCACAAGGACAACGGGCCCGUAGUUGAGACGGUCCGUGUGCCCAUCUCCCGCCGGGCACGCUUUGUUGGCCCGGGAGGAUACAACCUGCGCAGACUUCAAGCAGAAACGGGUGUGACGAUUAGCCAGGUGGACGAGGAGACCUUCUCUGUCUUCGCCCCGACUCCCGGUGCCAUGAGUGAGGCCCAGGAGUUCAUCACGGAAAUCUGCAAGGAUGACCAAGAACAGCAGCUGGAAUUUGGUGCCAUUUAUACAGCAACCAUCACAGAAAUAAGGGACAUUGGGGUCAUGGUUAAGCUGUACCCAAACAUGACUGCUGUUUUGCUCCAUAACUCCCAGCUAGACCACAAGAGGAUUAAACAUCCUAGUGCUCUUGGCAUGGAGGUGGGACAGCAGAUUCAGGUUAAGUAUUUUGGACGCGACCCAACAGAUGGAAGGAUGCGACUGUCACGGAAAGUACUCCAGGCUCCUGCUGCAACGGUCGUCAGGAGUUUGAGUGAUAAACACAGCAUUUCCAUGGCAACAAGCAAUAGCCAUACCAUAGAUGACCCUUGAACCUUUGCUUGUUGUUCUGUCUGUGAAUAUCAUAUAUUCACUAUCCACGUGUUGUUUUUCCCUGUGUGGUUUAACAUCAACGAAAAGGUGAAAAGAACGUUUUUUUCUAUAGUUUAGAAACUUGUGUAGAGCUGGACAAAUGGAAGAACUGAUUUUUCAGAGUAACAAAAAAAACCACUUGACUGACUGUAGUAUAACACCUGUGUAAAAUAUUUUUAUUUUACUUUACAUAUUUUACUCCUUGAUUUGAAUGUUCUUUUUUUUGCAUUUUGAGAAUUAAAUGUUAUAAAUUGCUAUAAACGAUUUUUUUAAAUGAA